Messenger RNA from Lolium perenne, 787 nucleotides. NCBI's taxonomy places the organism in Eukaryota, Viridiplantae, Streptophyta, Magnoliopsida, Poales, Poaceae. The record is from RefSeq and is a predicted model, not a curated record.
UUAAACAUCGGCUCGCAACAUCUAUAUAAGGCCACUCUCUAGAUGCCUUUCAAUCAUCACCACUAGUAUCUCAAGCAACCGCAAAUUGUCUUUCAUUGUCAUGGAGCACUCUUUCUUCCUUGUCAUCAUCCCGUUCUUGGGCUUGGCCAUGGCCUCCCAGCUAACCGGCCUUUGCGACGCCGCGCAGGUGCAGGGGCAACCAAUCUACGACACGGACGGCCACGAGCUGACAAAGGACAACCUCUACCAGAUCCUGCCGGCCGACCCCAAAAUGAACGGCCUAUGCCUCUUCGCCGGCAGCCUAUCACCGGCCGACUGCCCUCUGCGUGCGAUCAUAGCUCGGUGCUGGUCCAAAAGGGGCAACGCCGUGAUGGUCAUGCCGGCGGAGGCGAGCGGUGGCUCCGUGCCACGUCUCUCGAGCGACCUCCUACUCACCUUCAACCACACCAUCAACAAGUGCAUGAUGCAGCUCCAGUGGUACGUCGAUGAUUACUUCGACACGGACCAGAUGCACGUCACAGUCGGCCACACCCUUGGGGUACCGGUGCCAGAGAAGACAGAUAGGACAGAAAGGUUCCGGUUCCAUGCAGAGAGGCACGGGAUAUUUUAUAAUUUGCCACACAUUACAUUGGAUCUUUAUAAUUUGCCACACAUUACUUUGUCUUCUACUAUUUGCCACACAUUACACUCAUUCCUUUAUAAUUUGCCCUAUACCUCCCUUUACAGCUCUAUUAAAUUAUUUUACUCCAAAAUACUUUGUGAAAUACCGUAACUGUACGUAUGUGGC